GCGUCGCAGGACGGUGACGUCGUCGCUUGGUGACGUGUCAGUUUGUUUACAGCGUCGCUCUGAAGCAGCAGCUCAGAUACACAUUCAGGCAUGGCUGUGGAUAUAACUCUACUAUUCAAAGCCAGCGUCAAGACGGUGAAAACCAGGAACAAGGCGAUAGGAAUAGGCUUUGACUCUACUAAAGAUGAGAUCUUCAAGAGGAGCAGAGCCAAGAGUGGCUUCUCUCCGAAGGCGAAAGAAGUGAUCACGAACAUCACCAAGCUCAAAGACUUUCUGCUACAACACAGGAAAGAUUAUGUGAGCGCCGGAAGUCUCAUCUCAUCAGAUCUCACCCGUAUGACGGACAACGAACGAGACCAGAUCGACCAGGAUGCUCAGAUCUUUAUGAGGACCUGCUCCGAGGCCAUCAAGCAGCUACGCAAUGAAGCGGAGAAGCAAGUGACAUCAGCCCAGAUAAAGGAGCACAGAGGGGCAGUGCUGGACCUCAUUGAAGUGUAUCUGAGAGGAGUAUGUAAGGUGUACUCUGAACAGAGAGCAAUCAGAGUCAAGAGAAUGGUGGACAAAAAGAGGCUUUCCAGACUGGCACCAGAUCACCACAGUAGGGCGGCGAAAACGGUGCAGGUGGAGCCCACAGAGGAGAAGACUGUCAAGGAGGAAAGUUCUGAGAAGACUGUGUCAGAGGUCGUGGACAACCCUGUCAACCUGUGGGAGGAAGGCCGAGUGGAGGACGAGCUUUCUCCUGAGGAGAUCCAGAUGUUUGAGCAGGAGAACCAGAGGUUGGUGAGUGAGAUGAACAGCCUGGUGGAUGAAGUGAGGCAAAUCGAGGGGAAGGUGGUGGAGAUCUCUCGACUGCAGGAGAUCUUUGCUGAGAAAGUCCUGCAACAAGAAACAGAGAUAGACAGCAUUCAUCAGCUGGUUGUGGGUGCUACAGAAAACGUCAAAGAAGGCAACGAGGAUAUACGAGAGGCAAUCAAAAACAACGCUGGCUUCCGGGUGUGGAUCCUGUUCUUCCUGGUCAUGUGCUCUUUCUCUCUCCUCUUCCUGGACUGGUACGACAGCUAACACAACUCGCCAGCACGGACUCUAUACUACAGGAAACUGGCACUGGCACAUAUUGGUUAUCUCAUAACGAUGUGAUGACACCACUGAGACUGAAUGUACAGUUUACUGUGCUGGACCUGGUGUACAAAGUGCUCUUCAUGAAGAUUCAAGCAGAGAUGGCAGUUUGUUCUUCCCUGAUGCUAACUAUCUAUUAAUGUUUGUCCACGGCAGCUUCAAUGUUUUAGAGCACUUCUGAGUAGGCGAGCUUUGUGUGGAUCACCGUUUGGUCGGACAGUCCCUCUUUCUCUGCCACUAAAAGCAGUAAUGAUGGUUUGAUUAGCAGCAACUAUUCUUGUCUGGCUGACUGAAAAAAAACAUUGAUUUCCGACUAAAGGAUGCUGUUCAGUCUGGCACUACACUCACUUGCUGUCUCGUCUACACUAUUUAAAUAGAUUGUGUACCUCAAUGACAUAUAAAUUAUACUUCACUGUCAAAUGCUGAUGAAUGUUUUGCUUUCAAGGCAAUUAUGAGCAGCAGAACAAUUCAUUUAAUAUCUAUCACAGCAUAACUGUACUGACACACCACUCACAUUCUAGUAAAAACUAAGCAAUUGUCUUAAUUAAA
Messenger RNA from Sebastes umbrosus (honeycomb rockfish), 1665 nucleotides. RefSeq names its product syntaxin 18 (gene stx18). The transcript has 11 exons. The coding region runs from base 91 to 1062 and encodes 323 amino acids. Lineage: Eukaryota; Metazoa; Chordata; Actinopteri; Perciformes; Sebastidae. Gene Ontology annotation, biological process: retrograde vesicle-mediated transport, Golgi to endoplasmic reticulum; intracellular protein transport. The record is from RefSeq and is a predicted model, not a curated record. Gene Ontology annotation, molecular function: SNAP receptor activity. Gene Ontology annotation, cellular component: membrane; endoplasmic reticulum; SNARE complex.